UACCGUUGAAAAAACAUUACCUCCCGAAUAAUAACAACAAAUGGUCAAGUUAACCAGAAUCAAAUCAAGGUAUCUGCCUAUUGGGCUCAUAAGGAUCUACAGAUCUUCGCGGUCCUAGCAACAACAACAAGUUAUUUGCCUGCAAGGCCCACAAAAUUCCAAACAAGAACAUGAGCAAGUCGUGAUAUCCCCAACAGUUAACAGAGAAAAAAAAAAAUUGUCUUAUUGUUGUAAUUUUGUCACACAGAAGAGCAACUAACGCUCGUUUCACUCCAGGCAGCAUAGAUGGCAGCAGAUCCAGUGCUACAAACACAAGGUCAUAACACAUGAUGAAAUUCAUCCCAAUGCCAUUCUAACAAAAGCACAAAAAAAUCCACUGAGGAAAUAAAGUGAACCACUGAAGGUAUCACCAGCACCAGCGGCUCUCAUGAUGACUCCAUUGAACAUAUAAGGAUUGGUGAAGUUUCAGUAGAGUUGAGUCAUCACCAUCAAUCUGGCCAAGACUCACUAUGGAUCAUCCCCAGAGAGAUGUGUCCAGGGAGCAGCAACAUAAUCACCAGCUGGAAGGGAUUCUAUCCAUCCCCAACACAGAUGGAACUGAGGCAAGACUGAGCACAGGAGAAGAGCAUCAGCAUCCUUCAUAUUUACAGCAAGAGGAAACACAGCUGAAACAAGCACAAGUUGAACAGGAUUUGCCAGCACAGAAAAAUGAAUUGAUGGAAACACAACAAAGUGAAGAGAUACAAAAGCAAGAAGACCACAGAAAAAUUACAGAUCAAAAGCAAGAGCUGUCAGCACACCACCACAUUAAAGAGCAGCAGAUUCCCACUGCAGGCCAGGCCCAUCAAUCGCUCCCAUCCUCAGAGCAACAUCAAAAGAAAACAUUCACUCAGAACCAAAGUGAAGAGAUACAAAAGCAAGAAGACCACAGAAAAAUUACAGAUCAAAAGCAAGAGCUGUCAGCACACCACCACAUUAAAGAGCAACAGAUUCCCACUGCAGGCCAGGCCCAUCAAUCGCUCCCAUCCUCAGAGCAACAUCAAAAGAAAACAUUCACUCAGAACCAGAAGCAACCCCAGAAGCUCCAACCAUCAGAAAAAGAACAGCAGCAACGUCAGCAGGAGCAGCAGAUCAAGAAGCUUAAGAAAAAGCUGGUUGGGGAGAACCAGGAGCGCAUCAAUUUCCUGGUCCAGGCAUCCCAAGCUAUGGCCCUCACAGCUGACUCAUCAGAUGGAGUCACAGGUCAAUGGGCACUGGCAGCUCAAGUAGGCAGCCUGGCCGGUGCUGUGGGGCGUCGCUGUGUGCUGCGCCUUGCUCCAGCUCUGAAGCGCUGCCUGUGCAAAGGCUGUGGCACGGCCCUGGUGUAUGGUCUCAACGCUCGAGUUAGACACCGGUCCCGGCGCCAGAAGCAUCUAGUGGUGACCUGCCUUACGUGUCACACCAUCAAGCGCUUCAUCAAUGACCCCAAGCACAAGCUGUGGUUUGAGCAGGAGGAGGCAUUGGCGUGAAGCAGUGGCCCAGGAAACAAACUCCUUCCAAGCAUGAACACUCAGAAAUCGCUUAAGGCAUCAGAACUGAGUUGCCAUGAAAGCUGAUGGAUGUUAUUAUCAACGAUUUGGAAAACUUAAAGGAAAUGAAGAUUGAAUAUGGGAUCAAGAGACUAAGAUUAGAUAAAUACUCGUAUUUAUAUGACUGUAAUUACCAUUCAUGUAAUUUGCAUGAAGUGAAUGUCUGAUAGACCCACAAUAGAAAGAUCUUUAGAAGUACAGUGAUUAUUCCAUUAUGUUGAAUUAUAGACUGAAAUAUUAGGCGGGCAAAGUUCAAAAAAAAAAAAAGGAAAAAGGUGUCCUGACUUAAUUUUUGUAUCUAGCCUUAUCAAAUUUUCCAUGUAGACCUCCACUAUUGAUGCGCAUGGACCCGUUGAGUUACAGAGUGUAUGGUAUGGACCAUACUUUAAUUCUCGUGCCUUUUAAUACUUGGGAAUAUGAACACAGUCACAUUGCUCGCAUGUUAUUACAAUCCUUGAAUUUGUCUUGUGUUGUGUUGUGUUUCUAAGUGUUUCCUUCACAUGAAUAUUGAGAUACCCCACAUAACAUGUUGAAAGAGACAAAAUGAUUAAGAUGGAGAGUAGGGCAAGAAAAGCUUUUUCUUUAUGUUUGUAUUUUUUCCAUGUGUGUGAUUAUAUGAUGAAAGAAACCUUUUCUCUUAUUGUAUUUACAUUUUUUGAAGUUGCUAGGGGAAUGGCAGAGGAGUGUGAGAGAACUGAAGCUAAUAGUAAUUAUUAUUAGGUAAAUAUACCAAUGCUUUAUU
This is a messenger RNA of Portunus trituberculatus (swimming crab), 2310 nucleotides long. RefSeq lists its product as uncharacterized. Bases 510 to 1508 code for a protein of 332 amino acids. The record is from RefSeq and is a predicted model, not a curated record. Gene Ontology annotation, cellular component: nucleolar ribonuclease P complex. Lineage: Eukaryota; Metazoa; Arthropoda; Malacostraca; Decapoda; Portunidae. The transcript has 4 exons. Gene Ontology annotation, biological process: tRNA processing.